AUGCGAUGGGUAGCUGUUGAUGAUCAGAGUUUCAAUGUCUUGGAAUGCCCAGAGUUUUGGGCACUUCUUCUGUACCUUGGUGAUGGGAAAAUGGAUGACACUGAUCUUCCUCACCAGACAAAAAUAAUGCAGAUGGUCUUGGAUGAAUACUGCAAGGAAUAUAACAAGACCAAAGGUGAUCUAAAGAACGCUCUUGGACACAUCUCAAUGACUACAGACCUGUGGAGUGACCCAAAUUGUGAUAGUUACAUGGCAGUUACUGCCCACUUUAUGAUGUGGGGUGAGAAGAAUAGACUGGAGUACAUGACUUGA
Suillus subaureus is the source of this 312-nucleotide messenger RNA. RefSeq lists its product as uncharacterized. The coding region runs from base 1 to 312 and encodes 103 amino acids. The transcript is spliced from 2 exons. Lineage: Eukaryota; Fungi; Basidiomycota; Agaricomycetes; Boletales; Suillaceae. The record is from RefSeq and is a predicted model, not a curated record.